AUGGACACAAAUGGACACAAGAGCUUGUCUAUGGACACAAGAGCUUGUCUAUGGACACAAGAGCUUGUCUAUGGACACAAGAGCUUGUCUAUGGACACAAGAGUUUGUCUAUGGACACAAGAGUUUGUCUAUGGACACAAGAGCUUGUCUAUGGGACACAAGAGCUUGUCUAUGGACACAAGAGUUUGUCUAUGGACACAAGAGCUUGUCUAUGGACACAAGAGUUUGUCUAUGGACACAAGAGCUUGUCUAUGGACACAAGAGUUUGUCUAUGGACACAAGAGCUUGUCUAUGGACACAAGAGCUUGUCUAUGGACACAAGAGUUUGUCUAUGGACACAAGAGCUUGUCUAUGGACACAAGAGCUUGUCUAUGGACACAAGAUUACAGGGUGUUGGUAGGGGCGCCGGAAGCUCAGACGUCACAGCCGGAAGUAUGGCAGGGCGGGGCAGUGUACCGGUGUCAUCCUGCAGUGUCCGGGAGCUGUGAACCCGUCCCCUUUGACCUCACUGGUAACCACUACGAUAACGAUAACGGACAACAGAUGGAUAACAAGAGUAUGCAGUGGUUCGGUGCCUCACUGGCCAGCCAGAGCGGCGUUAUUGUGGUGAGUAACGUACCAGUUAUACACGCUAAACACACUAAUAUACAGUGUGUUCACUGUAUAAUUGCAGUGUGUUCCGGGGGUCAAUGCCCCCGAGUUAUUGUUCUUGUUAUUGUUCUUGUUAUUGUUCUUGUUAUUGUUCAUGUUAUUGUUCGUGUUAUUGUUCGUGUUAUUGUUCUUGUUAUUGUUCUUGUUAUUGUUCAUGUUAUUGUUCGUGUUAUUGUUCAUGCUAUUGUUCUUGUUCUUGGUAUUGUUCAUGUUAUUGUUCUUGCUAUUGUUCAUGUUAUUGUUCUUGCUAUUGUUCAUGUUAUUGUUCGUGUUAUUCUUGCCAUUUACAAAACCUACCAGAUGUACUCUCCCUGCAUGACCCCUUCCUGGGGCUACCACCGUCAGGGUUCCUGUCAAGCUGGCAUCAGCACCACCCUAACACAGAACGGGAAUCGUCUCUAUGUGGGAGCCGUUGGCAGCUACUACUGGCAAGGUCAGGUGUUCUACCAGAAUCUGUUGGAUCGCCAGGAAGCUCUGGCGACAGGUGAAGGUCCUAAGGUAGACGACAUGUCGUACCUGGGGUACUCUGCUGCCUCUGGGGAUUUUACUGGGGACGGUGUGGACGACCUGGUGGUGGGCAUGCCCAGGGGCAACGACCUCACCGGCCAGGUGGUCGUUCUAGAAGAGAGGCUCACCAUUCUCUAUAAUAUUAGUGGUGACCAAGUGGGGUCGUACUUCGGGUACAGUGUAGCAGUGGUGGACAGUGACGGUGACCAGCUAAUGGACAUAGCAGUGGGUGCCCCCUGGUACACUGACCCACACUCCUCCAGUGACUACGAGGUGGGCAUGGUGGCUCUCUACCUGCAGACACCUCAGCACAACUUCCAGAGGUCAACAAGACUGACGGGGGUCAAGUCGCGGAGUCACUUCGGUCUGGCCUUGACCUCCCUGGGAGAUAUUGACAGAGACGGGUACCAGGACCUGGCUGUGGGUGCCCCCAUGGACGGCCCAAAGGGCCAGGGAGGAGUCUACAUCUACCUAGGCAGCCCUGAGGGCCUCAGCAGCAAGCCCUCCCAGGUGCUGCUUGGGGAGGAGAUGAGUCGUGGAGGUGCGCCUACCUUCGGCUGGUCCUUAGCUGGAGGUGAAGAUUUGGAUGGUAAUGAGUACCCAGACCUGCUGGUGGGAGCCUACGAUGCCAACAGUGUAUUUGUGUUGCGUGCUAGACCUGUAGUACACACACAUGCCUCUCUCAAGUUCAAAUCUGAGAGCGGCAUCGUUGACCUGGAGGUGUUGAGAUGCUCCCUCCAAGACAGGACGGAGGUACCCUGCGUCUCUCUCCAAUAUUGUCUUAAAUAUACGGGACACCGUGUCCCCUCCACCCUCAAGAUGGAGGUGUGGCUGCAGGUGGACACGAAGGCAGAGCUGGCACCCAGGAUGUUCUUCCUGCAGAGGGAGGGCCACACCCUUCACAACCUCACACUGGAACUCAGGAAGUCUGUUGAGCACUGUGCUACCAUCUACACUUACUUGACGCGUGAUCCUGGAGACAAGUUAACGCCGCUGGUAGCAGAGAUGAGCAGUAGUCUGCUGCAGCAGGACACGCUGCUGCUGCUGCUGCCGGAGGACGACCAGGAAGUGAUGUACCCGCACGAGGCCGCAGCCGCAGCCGCCGCAGCACGCGACACACUGCCUCGCCAGCGUCGCCGCCGCGGCCUGCGGCCCAUCCUAGCGCCUUCGGGGGCGGGGGCAGCGCUCCCCACCGCUACUAUCUACAUUAAGAACAACUGUGGUGGUGAUAAUAUAUGUGUGCCAGACCUGGUUAUUGACCUUAAUAUGGACGCUGCUGAGUAUGUGCUGGGCUCUCCUAGGGACCUGUUGGCCCAGGUGACAGUGCGCAACACAGGUGAAGAUGCCUUCCUGGCCAAACUGCAGGUGAAGGUGCCCAGGGGAGCCACCUUCAGCAGGUUCCUCCUGCAGGAGAACACUGCUUCUGAUGUCACGCCCAUCUGUUCUGCAGUCACCAAGACUUCUUCGGAGGAGGUGAUUUGCGACGUAGGGAACCCACUACCAUCUGAGGCACUGGUGGUGUUGCAGCUGGUGUUCCAACCAACACCUCACCUCCUCAACACCUCCAGCUUGGACUUCCACAUCACAGCCUCUUCCGCCAAUCCCGAGGAUCCAGCCACUACCCUGGACAACCAUGCUGCCCUGGCCCUUCCUGUCACCGUCAGGAGUGAUAUUAACAUCAAGGGGAUAUCCAUCCCUGACGAGCCUUUCGACUACAAUGCCUCCAUGUAUGGUAUUGGUCUGGUCGGGGACCAUGGUCAGCUCACACAUGAACGCCAGGUCGGUCCAGAAGUCAUGCAUGUGUACGACAUCACGAACCGCGGUCCGUCAGAUCUGCCAGCGGCAUACAUCAUCCUGCUGUGGCCCAGCAGAACUCUCUCCCAGGACCCCCUGCUGUACAUGCUGGAAACUCCCAUGGUGUCCUCUCCUGCUGUCUGCCAUAGUCUCCCACACAUCAACUACCUAGGACUAGAGGUGGACAAAGCCUCACACCACCUGCCAGACACAUCAGACAGUACUUCUGGACCAGGUGGCAUUUCCAGGACAGGCAGCACAUCGCCCCGGCUCCCUGAAGACUCAGGUGAGGUCCUCAAUGAUCAAGCAGAGGGCCUCCAUCGACGCCGACACGACCGACACCAUCAGAGGGGCCGUCGGAGCGAUCUGGAUCUGGAGGGCCUGGAGGAGGAACUGUCAUGUGGACCCACUAACUGCACCCGCAUGGUGUGUUCCGUGGCCCCCCUGGCCGCCUCACACAGUGUGGUGAUCCGUGUCAGAUCCAGACUCUGGGUAGACACCCUCCGUAAGGUGGGGAUGCCGCAGGUGAAGAUAUCAUCUCGUGUGAUGGUGGCUGCAGCAAGAGGCUCUACCUCUGGGACCGGGGAGGAGUGGUGGCACCAGAGCGAUGCCACCACUAGUGACCAUCAGACAGCAGAAGACAACAGCAGCAGCAGGAGGGGGCUGUGGUCCAGGACCGUGACCACAGUAGUCAGGACAGGACCUGAGGAACAGAGAAGUUCCCUGAAGUGGGUGGUGGUGGUUGGCAGCAUCCUGGCUGGUCUGCUCCUGCUGGCUCUGCUGAGUACUCUGCUGUGGGCGAUGGGUUUCUUCAAGAGGCAGCGACCCCAUGACAAGACAGAGACGGAACCCCUCAACACCAACGGCUAUUAUGGCAACGGCACCUCCUGAGCACCCGCCCUUGACACCCACCCGUGAUACCCACCUCAGGAGGGCAGCAAGAGAAAUCGUUGAUGAACAAGGGGAGAAUGAUGGUGCCCUGUGGCCAGCUUUCCAGAUGCUCUGUGGUUCCUUGAGGAUUCAAGCCAAAUAGAUGCUGGAUGGAGCUGAGCCAGGCAGAGCCGCCUAGUUGAUCAUGUAGGUUAAUGUGGAGGUGUUGAUAUUUUUGAAAAUUGCUCAACGUUUUCAAAAAUCACUCGACAUUUCCGAAAAUCACUCUGGCAAGGAAUGUUUGUUGCCAGGAGGGGCAGAACAUCUCAUCACAUCCAAGGUAUUUUUGACAUCAGGAGAGUGACAGUUUUUGGGAUCUUGAGGUGAUGUGUUACAAAAAGUUUGUGAUGAAGCUUGCCAGUAGUGAGCUACAAGUGUGGUCACUUGAAAGUGGCAGUGUCACUCCCGGGAAGUGAGAGUCUCCCACUUGAAAGUAAUGGUGUCCCAGCUGGAAGUGGCAAUCUUCCUUCUGCAAGUAACAAUCUUCCUUCUGGAAGUAACAGUCUUUCUGCUGGAAGUGACAGUCUUCUUUCUGUAAGUAAUAGUCUUCCUGCUGGAAGUGACAGUCUUCCUGCUGGAAGUGACAGUCUUCCUGCUGGAAGUGAAUCUUCCUACUGAAGGUGACAGCCUUUCUGCUGGAAGUGACUGACAGUCUCUCCUGCAAGUGACAAAGGCACAAACCCAUUUGAUGAUGGGUUUUGGUUGUGGACCUGUUUAGUGCAUCUCUAAGUUGUGUAAUAUGACUCGAGUUAUAUAGGUGCCUCUGUAACGUUUCUAAGUGCCACUUAAGUGCUGCUGUGACUGUGUAGUGCAUCUGUGACUAUAGUGCCUCUGUGACUAUAGUGCCUCUGUGACUAUAGUGCCUCUGUGAUUAUAGUGCCUCUGUGAUUAUAGUGCCUCUGUGACUAUAGUGCCUCUCAGUGCUGCUAAGACUGCAUUAUAGUGCUCUGAUGUGUAACAAACCUGAGUGUGUACUUAGCAUAUGGCAUCAUCCCUGACAUUAUUAUUGGUAAUUAGGUUUGAUCCAAGGAUGGAGAGGCAGCUCCAGCUCUUGGGAUCAAGAGUCGUUAGCGCCUAAGAGAGAGAGAGAGGAGGACAUGUACAGAUGUGAGAGGUAGUGCCUAAGCAUUUAGUGUUCCACUUAAGUUUUUGUGUACAAGGCUUUCUUAAAGACUUUUUGUGUACAGUGGGAUUUUUUGGGGGGUUAAUGCAGUUGAAAAAGUUCACUCAAAGUUUAAUAGCUCAUACAAGAGGGUCCAGCGUCCAGCUUAUACAGCAGAUUAAGUUCCGGGCUACUGUAGGGCCCCAAUUAUACAGCAGAUUAAGUUCCAGGCUACUGUAGGGCCCCACUUAUACAGCAGAUUAAGCUCUGGGCUACUGUAGGGCCCCACUUAUACAGCAGAUUAAGCUCCGGGCUACAGUAGGGCCCCACUUAUACAGCAGAUUAAGUUCUGGGCUACUGUAGGGCCCCACUUAUACAGCAGAUUAAGUUCUGGGCUACUGUAGGGCCCCACUUAUACAGCAGAUUAAGUUCUGGGCUACUGUAGGGCCCCACUUAUACAGCAGGUUAGGUUCUGGGCUACUGUAGGGCCCCACUUAUACAGCAGGUUAGGUUCUGGGCUACUGUAGGGCCCCACUUAUACAGCAGGUUAGGUUCUGGGCUACUGUAGGGCCCCACUUAUACAGCAGGUUAGGUUCUGGGCUACUGUAGGGCCCCACUUAUACAGCAGGUUAGGUUCUGGGCUACUGUAGGGCCCCACUUAUACAGCAGGUUAGGUUCUGGGCUACUGUAGGGCCCCACUUAUACAGCAGGUUAGGUUCUGGGCUAAUGUUGUAAAGUGAAAAUUGCUUAAAAUCAUCAUUUUAAAAUGCAUAUAAAUGCCUGAUAACAUGUUAACACUAUCAUAUAUUAAGUGAGCAAUAGAUCUAGGGGUAAAAUAUGCAUAUACAGUGCAUACAUUACUUUUAAAUAUUUUCAUAUUUAGCUCAUAGUGAGUGGUGAAUAUAUUUAUUAUUGGAAGUCUGAAUAAAUGAAGAAUGGUUAUAUUUGAAAACUGCGGUGUUAGUGAAAUGCUGUAAAGUGAAGCCCUGUAAUAAUAAACGCUGUAAAGUGAAGCCCUGUAAUAAUAAACGCUGUAAAGUGAAGCCCUGUAAUAAUAAACGCUGUAAAGUGAAGUCCUGUAAUAAUAAACGCUGUAAAGUGAAGCCCUGUAAUAAUAAACGCUGUAAAGUGAAGCCCUGUAAUAAUAAACGCUGUAAAGUGAAGCCCUGUAAUAAUAAAUGCUGUAAAGUGAAGCCCUGUAAUAAUAAACGCUGUAAAGUGAAGCCCUGUAAUAAUAAACGCUGUAAAGUGAAGCCCUGUAAUAAUAAACGCUGUAAAGUGAAGCCUGCCUCUACCAUGAAGGACUCUUUGCGAGAUCUUCGAUUCAGGAAUUAUUUUUUCAGUUGCAUUUAGAAUCAUACAGGAGCGCUGUUAGUGAACUGACUGUAACCUCUACCAUCACAAGAGAUGCCUUGAUGCUGGUGAAGGGCUCUUGAUCCGAGCAAGAGGAAUGAGGCUCUCAAUCCUCAGCUCAAGAGCCCUGAACUGACACCAAUGGACGGCAUCGUAACUCUUGAAAGGGAAAAAAAAAGUCUGUGAAAAAUAAUUACGAUUUAGGAAAUAGCACAAUAGUGUACAUAAUAGUAAUGUAUCACUGUGUAAAUAAAUUAUAUAAAUUUUAUUUAUAUUCAACACUAACUGAGAAAUAUAAA
Messenger RNA from Cherax quadricarinatus, 6636 nucleotides. The record is from RefSeq and is a predicted model, not a curated record. NCBI's taxonomy places the organism in Eukaryota, Metazoa, Arthropoda, Malacostraca, Decapoda, Parastacidae.